GUGAGUGUUUAUGCGCGGUUGUAAUAUUGUUGGAUAAACCUAUUACUUUGUUGUUCUACGCUCAACAGAAAGUAAUCCCCCAAGUCAAAAUCAUCCCAACCAGCCUCUCUCCCUCCCCCUCUCUCUCUGCCCCAUUAAUGGCCGCGCUUUUUCUCAAUUGUGAAAAUCCCAAAAUCACGAUCAAGCAAUCCCCAUCUACUAAUACUACUUCCUGUUGCCGAGCAAAAAAAAAAAAAAACUACUUACUGUUUCCAGCCGUGGGUAUGUAUACCUGCACAUAUAUUUAGAUCCAAUUACGUCUUUUUUGGUUACUGGGGGUGUUUCCCAAUUCCCUAUCUAAUUCUUCACCAUUUCAGGUCCACCUAGGGUUUCGCUUUUGGGUAGGGAUUGAAAUGGAGCGAAAAUAUGAUUAGGGGUUUAGUUUUCUUUUCUUUUUUUUUUCGUGGCGAAGGACUUAUCAAAGUGGUUGUGAGCGAAAGCUAUGAGUUUCAGUUGCUUUGGCGCAUUCAGUUUGUGUAAACAGAAGACUGAGACGCAAACACAAGAGAUUGCCACCAGCAAUGUGAGGCUUUUUUCCUAUAAUUCACUGAGAUCUGCGACAAGGGACUUCCAUCCAUCAAACAGAAUAGGUGGAGGUGGUUUUGGAGUUGUCUAUAGGGGAGUUUUAAGGGAUGGCACUCAUGCAGCCAUCAAGUGUCUUUCCACUGAAUCGAAGCAAGGGACCACUGAAUUUUUGACUGAGGUUAAUAUGAUUUCAACCAUCCGACAUCCUAACCUUGUUGAACUGAUUGGCUGUUGUGUGGAAGGAAGUCAUCGGAUAUUGGUCUACGAAUAUCUUGAGAACAACAGCCUUGCAAAUGCACUACUUGGUUCAAAAGGUAAAUGUGUUGCUCUCGAUUGGCCUAUCAGGGCUGCUAUUUGUUUGGGUACAGCUUCUGGUAUUGCAUUUCUUCAUGAAGAGGCUGAACCACACAUUGUCCACCGCGAUGUAAAGGCCAGCAAUAUACUCCUAGAUGGAAGCUUCCUUCCAAAAAUAGGAGAUUUUGGACUGGCAAAGCUUUUUCCCGACAACGUCACUCAUAUUAGUACUCGAGUGGCAGGAACAGUGGGAUACCUAGCUCCCGAGUAUGCCUUGUUAGGACAGCUUACGAAAAAAGCAGAUGUAUACAGUUUUGGGGUACUCGUACUUGAAGUAAUAAGUGGCAGAAGUAGUAGUAAGGCAGCAUUCGGGGAGGAUCUGUUGGUUCUGGUUGAAUGGACAUGGAAGUUGAGAGAAGAAGGGAGGCUUCUAGACAUUGUUGAUCCUGAACUGGGUGAAUACCCAGAAAAGGAGGUAAUGAGGUUCAUCAAAGUUGCGCUUUUCUGCACCCAAGCUGCUUCCCACCAAAGACCAGACAUGAAGCAAGUGGUGGUGAUGCUUUCGAAAGAGGUCAACCUAAAUGAGAAGUUACUGACUGAGCCAGGGGUGUAUAGGUCACGUACUUCUCGGACCCUAGUUGGUGGUAGUUCGGUGGAGUCCUCAUCUUCCGGAAACAAAGGCAAGCAAUUGGUAAAUCCUUCUGUAACUUCAAUUCAUUCGGAAAUAUAUGAUCAAAGUGAGACACAGAUGCUUCCUAGGUGAGAAUUUGCCAAACUUUCAACUUGUGACAAUGUUUCAAUUAUCGGCAGAUACCUGUGCAUCGGAUUAUAGACAUCCGGUUCAGAGUUUUGCUUAUGUCGCGGUAUUAUCAAUGCCGCUAUGUAACCUAAUAUUUAAAAGAUUGCUUGUGAUCAUUUAAUUACAUUGAUCGACGCCUGGAAAAUGACAUGCACUUUUGAAGCUGCUUGUAUUCUUUCCACCAUCAUCUGUAAAUUUUUGGUAGGCUCAACGUGGCUGCACAGUUGUAUUUGAAUUUUUGUAACUAAAUAAAAGUGGUGAAAACGGCUGCCCGCAUCUCAUGUAUGUGUGCUGUAAUUUUUUUUUUC
Molecule: messenger RNA, 1965 nt
Organism: Rhododendron vialii
Lineage: Eukaryota; Viridiplantae; Streptophyta; Magnoliopsida; Ericales; Ericaceae
Product: cold-responsive protein kinase 1-like
Exons: 6
Coding region: 482-1621 (379 amino acids)
Biological process (GO): protein phosphorylation
Molecular function (GO): ATP binding; protein kinase activity
Source: RefSeq, a predicted model, not a curated record